CGGGCGGCAGGCGGCGGCGGGAGCUGAGGCGGGAGCCGAGCGCGCGGGCCGCACCCUCAGCGCGCGAGCGCGCCGUCCCCUCCCCUCCCCCCCCGCCCCCCGUCCCGUCCCUGCCGCCAUGUCGGAGGAGAAGCCCAAGGAAGGCGUGAAAACGGAGAACGAUCACAUCAACCUGAAAGUGGCGGGGCAGGACGGCUCCGUCGUGCAGUUCAAAAUCAAGCGGCACACCCCGCUGAGCAAGCUGAUGAAGGCGUACUGCGAGCGGCAGGGCUUGUCAAUGAGGCAGAUUAGAUUCAGAUUUGAUGGACAACCGAUUAGUGAAACAGACACACCUGCACAGCUGGAGAUGGAAGAUGAAGACACUAUCGAUGUGUUCCAACAGCAGACAGGUGGAGCGUGUUAAGACAUGCCGUCCUUUUGAGAAGAGGAGUUCAAGGUUCCUCAUCACACCUCACUCUCUCAUCUGUCCUUGGAUUUGCUAUUAAACAGUAAACAAAUGAACAUGCCAAUCACACGGAAUUCUUCUAAACUUUAGAGGACAUUUACCAAAAUUGCUUGUUGUCUUUGACGUACUGCGUGUGCAAGUCAAAACAGUAUCUGCAGGGAUUAAUCUAUAUCUUAAAUUGGGCCAAUUUGAUUUAAGUUCAGAUUAAGUAAUAUGCGUUGUCUCUCUGCUGUUACCUUUUUUUUUUCUUUUUUUUGUUUCUUUAAACCUGUGGCCUAAAUAUUCAUCCAUGUGUUAGGACAUGGAGUGUUCAUUCCUGGUUCUUGUUGGUCUUGCCCCUCUGUUUAAUUCUAAUCAUGUAAAUAAUUCAGUAUAUUUUCAUGCCAAUUGUGAACGUAAAAGUUUCCUUUUAAGAUACGCCUAAGAGAAGGAAAAGAGACGCUGAUUUUAAGUUUUUAGCGCGUGUUGCAAACACAGUUACUUCAGAAGCGUUAAGCCUGUGACACGAGGCUGGUACAUGCAGAUACGAUGCUUAGUAUAGAGUUGGAGUUUAAAAUAUUGCAGAUUUACAUGUGCUUUGUCAUAUUAUGAUAAAGUUGUCUGAAAUAUACUUUUUUAAUGCAGAAAUGAGAUUUGUCCUGAAUUAUUGUCAGAACCGGAGUUAGCAGAGCAGCUGGUCCAAAAACGAACACUCAACACUCGUGAUAGAGCAGCAGCAUUUUUUUUUGCUGUGCAAGCUUAUAAAAACAGAAACCCGUCACUGCACCAUCAGCUGUUUUUCGCUGAGUGCUGGGCAGAAUCUGUCACCUUUCUCCUGCUCUCUUUAGUAUGUCUCUAUUUCUCAGUGGGUACUAGAAGUCUGCAGCCUCAGGUUUCUUUUUAAUAUUUGUUUUUGGUAGAUUAACUUGAUAAAUGAGGGGAAAAAGCGCCUUUUAAUGUCACCAAGCUCUAUGUGCAGAAGAGCUGUGAAGAACCUGGUGAGCAAAAGGAGAGGUGUGUGCAUGUCUGUGUGUUAAAAAAACAAACAAACAAACUACUGCCUCCCCAAACUUACUGAAUUUUAAAUGCAUUUGUGUGAUGGGCUUUGUGUGGAGCCUGUUCCAGAUGAAUUUUUACCGAGGCUGUCCUGUUGUCCCUCGGUAGGUUGUGUGCUGCUGCCCUGUGGAAUCGUUACCUGCCUUUUAUAUUUACCUCACCCCUUUGGCAGUGUUAGAUCAUCUCCCGCUUGCUGGAAAUCUUGUUGGAAAGGCCCUUAUUUUCUUUUUCGUUUUCUUGUAAAUGGGCUGGGGUGGGACAUCCCAUAGAUCUUGCUGUUUAUUCACCAAUUUGUACAUUUAUUUGUUGUCCUUUACUAUUGUAUACAGUAAAUAUAGUUUGGUACUCUG
Messenger RNA from Aquila chrysaetos chrysaetos, 1830 nucleotides. RefSeq names its product small ubiquitin-related modifier 3. Bases 119 to 403 code for a protein of 94 amino acids. Lineage: Eukaryota; Metazoa; Chordata; Aves; Accipitriformes; Accipitridae. The record is from RefSeq and is a predicted model, not a curated record. Gene Ontology annotation, biological process: protein sumoylation. Gene Ontology annotation, molecular function: ubiquitin-like protein ligase binding; protein tag activity. The transcript is spliced from 4 exons. Gene Ontology annotation, cellular component: nucleus.